This is a messenger RNA of Condylostylus longicornis, 3264 nucleotides long. RefSeq lists its product as uncharacterized. Gene Ontology annotation, molecular function: DNA-directed DNA polymerase activity; DNA binding; nucleotide binding. The record is from RefSeq and is a predicted model, not a curated record. The coding region runs from base 1 to 3264 and encodes 1087 amino acids. NCBI's taxonomy places the organism in Eukaryota, Metazoa, Arthropoda, Insecta, Diptera, Dolichopodidae. Gene Ontology annotation, biological process: DNA replication. The transcript has 5 exons.
AUGUUUUACGGCAACAACUUUCAAGGGCGUACACCAGGAUGGAUGAACUUUAAAGAGGCAAGUGAAGUAAAGUUUGACGAUAUCUGGGAACUGAUAUUCAAAAUAUUUCAAAGCAAUACAGAAGGAAUUAACCCUGAUUCUUUCGAAAUAACAAUUACAACUGUUCGCUUACCUUCAGGAAAAGGAAGGGUAAAAAAAUAUCUUACUUUUGAAGAAGAAUGUCUAAAACGAAAAGGCAUUGUUACCAUAAAAAAAAAAGACAGUCUUUGCCUACCACAUACUAAUUUAAAUAUCAAAGAAAGUGGCUCUGGAAUACCUGAAUUGAAGAAAAUUCAAGAUUACUUUGGUGAUAAAUACAACAUAGUGGUUUAUGACUAUAGCAACAACAAAAAUGUAAUAUUUGAAGGAAAAACUGAGGGCAAACGAAUAAAUCUUCUUUAUUAUAAUAGGCAUUACAACGUCAUUACCUCUCUUACCUCAGCUUUUUGUAGAACUUAUUAUUGUGAAAAAUGUAAUAUCGGAUAUAACACUAUAGAUAGACAUAUGUGUGGAGGACGCUGUAAAUGUUGUCAGCAAUCACCUGCUUGCAAAAACGUUAUUGAAAAUAUAUCCUGUUUAACAUGUAAACGGACAUUUAAAGGUUUAAGAUGUUUUGAAAAUCAUGUAACUAAAAAUAUUUGUAUAAAUUUGCGUAAAUGCUUAACAUGCUUUAAGAAUUAUUCUACUAAAUAUGGAACACAUAAAUGCAACACAAAAAUAUGCAAGAAUUGCCUAAAACAAGUAGAACAAAAUCAUUUUUGCUACAUUACAGUUAACAAACAAAAACCUAACAUAGAUAAUUUUCUCUUUAUUUUUUACGAUUUGGAAACUAGACAAGAAAAAAUUGUAUAUGAAAAAUAUAAUCAAAACGCAAAAUUACAUGAAGCAGAUUUAUGUGUUUUUUCAACGAGAUGCCAUAAUUGUAUAAAUGAAGAGAAUUUAUUUUUCUGUUCAAAGUGUAAAUAUAGAUUAACAGUUAUUGAUACAAAUGUAAUACCAAGCUUUAUUGGUUGCGUUUUCAAAUUGUCAAAAGAAUUUAAAACAGUAACCGUUAUUGCACACAAUGGACAGAGUUUUGAUCACCAAUUCAUAUUAAAUGAGUUAUUACUUAAAAGUGAUUUGGAGCCCCAGCUAAUAAUGAAAGGUACAAAAAUAAUCCAAAUGUCAAUAUCAAACAUUAGAUUUUUAGAUUCGUUGAACUAUUUACCGAUGCCACUUGCUCAACUGCCAAAAGCUUUCGAUUUAUCAGUUAAUUUAAAGAAAGGAUAUUUUCCUCACUUAUUCAAUACAGAAAAAAACAAAGAAUACGUUGGACCAUUACCACCACAUGAAUACUACAAUCCAAACUUAAUGUCAAAACCAGAACGAUUAAUUUUCUUUAAAUGGUACGAUGAAAAUAAAAAUACCGAAUUUAACAUGCGAAAGGAGAUUGUAGAAUACUGUAAAAACGACGUAAUUAUUUUAACGAAAGCUUGUUUAAAGUUUAGAAAUAUUAUACUAAAAGAUAACAAUGUAUGUCCGUUUACUGAGGCUACAACCAUUGCAUCAACUUGCAAUUUGAUUUUUCGACGGAACUUUCUUAAAGCUGAAACAAUAGGACUAAUACCAAAAAAUGGAUAUAGAUUUACAGAUAUCCAAUCAAAAAUAGCUUUACAAUGGUUAAUUUGGGAAGAAGACCAGCGAAAAAUUAAUAUCCAACAUGCCGGUAAACAAAAAGAAGCUAUCAUAAAUAAUUUAAAAGUAGAUGGAUUUUGUGAAGAGACCAAUCAAGUUUUUGAAUUUCAUGGAUGCUACUAUCAUGGACAUCCAAAGUGUUUUUCUUACAGGCGUGACGAACCAUUAGAAAAAAACGCAACAGACACGCUAAAUUCAAGAUAUGAAGCUACAAUUUCAAAGUCAGCCCGACUGCGUUUAUUUGGUUAUGAAGUCAUUGAAAAAUGGGAGUGCGAAUUUAGAGAACAAUUGAUUGAUAACCCAGAUAUGUUUUAUUUAAACGAUCAUCCUAUUUUAAUAAAUCUUCCACUUGAUCCUAGGGACUCUUUCUUUGGUGGACGAACUGAAAAUAUAGUUACUUACUACAAAGCUAUGGAAAAUGAAAAAAUUAAAUAUAUUGACGUUUGUUCUCUUUAUCCUUAUGUUUGUAAAUAUGGUAAAUUUCCCAUCGGACACCCAGAGAUUAUUGUUGGAAACGAUGAAUGCAUGAAACAAAAUUUAAAAACUACAGACGGAUUAAUAAAGUGCUCCAUUCUUCCUCCAACAGACUUAUUUAUCCCAGUACUUCCAAUAAAACAAAACAAUAAACUAAUCUUUACUCUUUGCUUUACAUGUAGUGAAGAAAAAAAUAUGGACGAUUGUACACAUGCUGACAACAAAAGGACAUUGAAUGGUACUUGGGUUAUAGAUGAAGUGGUGAAAGCUUUAACAAAGGGAUACAAAAUAAUAGAAAUUCACGAGAUUUGGAAAUAUUCAGUCCAGCAAUAUGAUAAAACUUCAUCUAAACCUGGGUUAUUUACUGAUAUAAUGGAUAAAUUUUUAAAAAUAAAACAAGAAUCAUCAGACUGGCCUAAAACGUGUGUUAAUAAAGAAUUGAAACAGCAAUACAUAGAAGACUUCUUCGAAAGGGAAAACAUAAAAUUAGACGAAAAUAAAAUAUGUGCAAAUCCUGGAAAAAGAUCAGUUGCAAAACUUAUAUUAAAUUCAUUUUGGGGUAAAUUUGGACAAAAAGAAAACCAAACACAGACAGAAAUAAUUAAGACUCCAGCUAAUUUUUAUACACUAAUGACUGAUCCAAACAAGGAAGUUCAUCAUAUAUUGAUUAUAAACGAUGAGACUUUGGUUGUUAAUUGGAAGUUUAAGCAUGAUGAAAUAAAACCAUUGAAAACUGUAAAUGUAUGCGUAGCAAGCUACACCACUGCACAAGCACGAUUGAAGCUCUAUAAAGGUGAAUACGAACCACCGUUAGGUAACUUCAUCGGGGACAUGACAGAUGAGCUCACGUCAUAUGGCGAUGGUAGUUUUAUAACUGAAUUUGCUUCUGGAGGACCAAAAAAUUACGGGUACGCAGUGUAUUCAACAAAAAGUCAAAGUCAGGUAGCAACAUAUCUUGUUUUAAAUAAUGAUAAGGAAGGUGUCAAAAUUAUAACUUCAAAUUUCGUAAGAAAUAAUCAACACAACGUUAUAACAGCUCCACAAAUAAAAACAUACAGGUAUUCAGAUUCUUGUUAA